UUCGCUCACCUCAUAACUUGAGAUCUUCGUAUCUGUCAGCUCCAGCUUGGCUUGAAUUGUGACACAACCCAAAAGCAAAAUGUCGGCGUCGCCAAAGCCUAAUUGUUUGUACUGCAGAACCAGUAAUCCGAAAUUCCGAUACCAGGACAUAUUUGAUGAAGUGGGCAUUGAAAUCGGCUUGUCGACAUUACUCUUUAAUCAUUUCCAGUUUGAAGUGAAGCAGAAAACAAAUGCAUCCCAAUUCCUAUGCGAGGUUUGCGUUAACACUCUGAUUAAAUUUUUUGAUAUUGCUGAACUCGAAAAGGAACGAAAUGAAGGUGAAAAGAAUAGUUCAGGAGAAUCACAAAAGAAGAAGCUUACGAUUGUGCCAAAGCCACAAGAGCCAGGGAAGCCGAAGGCGAAGAUUGCGAUUCUGCCCAAACCUAAAGCUGCCAGUUCGAGCAGGCCAGUGGUCCAUGUGGAAGCCCCAUCGGUGUCAGCGGCUGGUCGCACUUUACGGUCGGCCAACAAACAGUCUGUGUCCGCAACACAGAAAAGCAAUCCAGUUGGCGCAGCUGAAAUUAAGCCCGCAUCAGGAGAGUUUAUGCCAGUAGCGAACAAAAUCAAGCCAGUAGUGAAAAUAGUUGGAAAGAAAAAGAAAACUUCGGAGCAGGAGGAGAUCAAUGCUCUAAUGCAGAACAUUUUGUCCGAUGAGGAGCUGAGACCCGCUGAUGAUGUUGCAACUGAAAUCACGUCGGAUUCGGAAACGUCGCAGACCAUAGACGAAUCCAAAAUUGUGCUGGGCGCUGAAAUUUCGUAUAACGAGAUGGACAAGUUGGCGAUGCAAUCCAUGGAACUGUUGGACGAUGAUGAGGAGUUUAUAAACGCUUCGCAAUCGGGUAAUGAUACAGCCGAUGACGAUAAACUGGAUCCGAUGGACCUGGUGCCUAUAAAGAAAUCUGAUAAUGUUGGCGACUUGUACGAGUAUUUGGAGACGGUAGUCAAGACCGAGUUCGAAAAUUUGUUCUUUGAUUGGUCCACAGAGUGUCGUCACUGUCGACUUAAGUUUAGCACUUUUGAUCGUCUGUUGGCGCACAUGCAGAAGCAGCACAAAAAGAAACCGGAUAUCUACCAAUGUCCAAUUAGCGACUGUGAAGACUCCCUAAAGGGACAUAGGCGUUUGGCCAAGCAUCUAGUGUUGCGGCACGCACCCCUUCAUGACCUUCAGAUUUAUGGCAGUUGUCCGGAGUGCAAAAUGACUUUUUCGAAUUUUAUUACCUACAAUAAGCACUCGUGCGCUCACAUCUUUAAAAAGCGACGUGGCUUACGUUUGUACUGCAAAUUAUGUAACCAGGAGUUUCCGUCAUGGAAGCGAUACUCGUUCCACAAGCAAUUUCACAUGGAGAAGCACAGACCCAGAGCCUGCUUUAUAUGCAACAGUGUCGAUUACAAUCUGGAGGAGCUCUUUCGUCAUUUACACUAUGCCCACGAGCCGGAGGGUACGCUGUUCUGCGACUUAUGCGAUCGCACGUUCUGCGAUCAGACCAACUUUGACGAACAUAGGAGUGCGCACGCCAAUGUGGGCACAUUCCCGUGCUCCGAAUGCUCCCUCUGCUUUGAUACGCGCGGUCGUCUCACCGGUCACAUGCGAACCUCACAUGGCGAGCUUGUCACAUGUGACUUGUGCCCAAAAGAGUUCGCCUCUGAGGUGUCACUUAAUCUGCACGUGAAGACGCAUUUGAUUAUUGAGCGGCUGCUUCAUGUAUGCAGCAAAUGUGGUUUGCUGAGUGAAAAUCAAGAGAAGAUGCUGGCCCACUCUGAAAACGAGGAUGGCGGUCGCUGCUAUGGGGCUGAAGUGCUUUCGGUGAUGCUUCGCAGCGCCUUUGUGUGCGAGUAUUGCAUGUCGUAUUUUAGAACGAAGGGAGAAUUGAAAAAUCAUCGCGACACGGGCAUCCAUAAGGAUGGUCUUUACUGGUGCCAGCCCUGCUAUAAGGAGUUCUCAGACAUUAAACUCUACCGUCAUCAUUUGCGUCUGGCACAGGCAUCCGCCAACGACGUGGCACAUCGAAAACUAGAUAUUUCUCUUUACUACAUGUGCAACUAUAAGGACUGUCUCGUUUCGUAUAUAAAUUGGAACUCCUUGUACACACACAAGCGGCGCACGCACUUCGGUGGUAGACACGAUUCCCCGGCUUCCAAUUCUCCAGCUGAGACUGCCGAAUCAAAAAGCACUAAAUUGAAUUUAACGUGCCAAUUCUGCAAGAAGGAUUUUCGUACCAAAAUGUCUUUGGCCGUCCAUGUGGCGCGCAGUCAUAACAAUAAUAAUGUUACUUGCGAUCAGUGCAGUUCAUCCUACAAAGACGCUGAGGCACUCCAGAAGCAUGUUGAGUAUUGGCAUCAGUCGAUUGAGUGUCCAGUUUGCUAUAAAGUAGUCAAGAAUCGUCGCAAUUAUGAUACCCAUUUCAACGUCGUUCACUCAAAGAAUAAGCGCUAUAAUUGUGGCAAAUGCGAAAAGGGUUUCUAUCACAAGAGCGAACGGGAUGCACACGAAAAGCUGCACACCCAGUCCUUCAGAUGUGAUUUGUGUAACUUCACCACAAGAAAUAAAGCCUCAUUGGAUGUGCAUGUGCAGGGUCAGCAUCUGAAGAAGUUCUCGUUUCAAUGCGAAAUAUGUAAUAAAUGCUUCGGUCGCCGGCAGGGUCUCAAUGCGCACAUACAACGUGUGCACGGCAUUGGCCAUGUGUGUCGAGACUACUUCGAGAAGGGCUGCACCAAGUCGUUUUCAAGCAUGCAGCAAUUGAAUAUUCAUGUGCGAAAGGUUCAUCACAGCACCAUAUUGCUGACGGACGAAAUCAUCUUUAGUGAGGAUGAGGUAGAGGCAGAAGAACAACAAGAUGAGGAGCAACCGGCAAAGCGACGUUGUUUUAAAAUCGACGACACAAGCAUUGAGUUUAUAGGCAUAGAGGGUCAGAGCAACUCCACAGAUGGUAAGGAGUUUAAGGUCAGUGUUGAGGGUAAUUAACAAUUUUUAAAGCUCUAAAAUGUACCAUUUAUUUAUGUACUAUAUACAUAGAUGAAUGUAUAUAGUUCUACGAGUAUUUUAAAACAGAUGUGCCACUUUAAUUAUUGACGGCAUUACUUGAACAUCGCGGAUUGAACUUUUGAAGAUGAUUUAAAAAACAUUAUUUCAUUAAACAUUAAAUUCAAUAUUUCGCGUUAUCUCUUAAGUAAAACGAUGAAGAAUGUUGCAGGGCAUAUGCUAUAAUUAUUCAAUGAUUUAUUAAAGUAGUCGCUACUCAUAAUUUGAACACAAAACUGUCGCAUAGUGACAUAUUUGAUUUCCAUACAUACACGCAUACAUAACAAUUAUGUAUUUCAUAAUUAAGCUAAUUAAGUUGCGAAUAUCUAACCAGAGUCUGGUGGAAGCAAAUUUGAUUUGUUAAGCGUUGUUGUUUGGUCAUUUAAACUUUGUAGAUUAUGUGCUGAGCUUACCUGUAAGCAAGAAUGGUUAGUACUGAAUGAAUAUACAUAUAUGUAUACAUGUA
This is a messenger RNA of Scaptodrosophila lebanonensis, 3524 nucleotides long. RefSeq names its product zinc finger protein 845. NCBI's taxonomy places the organism in Eukaryota, Metazoa, Arthropoda, Insecta, Diptera, Drosophilidae. The record is from RefSeq and is a predicted model, not a curated record. Gene Ontology annotation, molecular function: DNA-binding transcription factor activity, RNA polymerase II-specific; RNA polymerase II transcription regulatory region sequence-specific DNA binding. Gene Ontology annotation, biological process: regulation of transcription by RNA polymerase II. Gene Ontology annotation, cellular component: nucleus. The transcript has 9 exons. Bases 80 to 3001 code for a protein of 973 amino acids.